Molecule: messenger RNA, 390 nt
Organism: Caenorhabditis sp. 36 PRJEB53466
Lineage: Eukaryota; Metazoa; Nematoda; Chromadorea; Rhabditida; Rhabditidae
Source: the annotation of a GenBank genome assembly
AUGACACGAGCAACUGCCGCCGCCACCACCAAGACCCGUCAAAUCAAGAGAGCUUCUCCCAACUGCGACCUCAUCGGAUCCAUCUUGGGCGCUCAAAAUGCCAAAGUUCCGACCGUCGCGAAGCAACAUGUGGAGCCGCCGGCUCAGCAGAAGACUCCAGAAGAACUUCGAGAACUGGAUCGUCAGAAACGAGCAAUGGAGGUGCAUUUCGACGCUUCCGAGCAACAAAGAGUGAUGCGGAACUACGAGUUCCACGUCGAGCAAGAGGACCUUCGACGCCGCGCCGAGCAGAAGAGGACCGCGAGGAACCACGAGCGGCUGGUUGCGAAUCUCCGGAAACGAGCGUUGACGAUUUUCGGAGAUUUGUUCGAGGACAAGAAGCGACGAUAA